AUGGGGGAGUGUGGACACGUUAUCUGUAACAGGUACUUCAUACACCUUAUAACAGGGUGCGCUGAGCAAUCUAGGCAAAGGCGACUCACGCGGAGAAGAGGGCAGCAACUACGUUUCCCAGGGUGCCCAGCUGGGAGCACAAUAGACCAUGCGUCAUCCGGGUCACAUGGCUGCGCGGUUCCUGGCACGCUGCGAGAUUCCCGCAAGGGUCCGUCACUAGGCGAAGGGGCUCUGCUGGGCCUGGAAAACUGCAGUUCCCGGCAUGCCGCACUUCGGGUGCGCCUGCGUACGGGAGCAACCCCGCUGGAGAGCCGCUUGGUUUUAAAGAACUAUUUUAGUUCCAGGGAAACAGACCUGCUGGCCGUGGGACGAAGCUACAGGCUGGUGGAUGGGUUAGGGAAGAAUGCAGCUGAUAUUGAGGAGGAACUAAGGACCACAAAACGUAAAAUGAACCUUAAAAUUCAAGAGCUAUGGCGACAGCUGGCUCAGGAGAAGCACCUCAGGGAAUCUCUUGAGAAAUCUGCAUCAUCCAUGCUACUCAAAAUACAGGAAAUGGGGUCGACAGUGGAGGCAGAGCGGAAGCAGAUGCACGCUUUGCGGCAGAGCUGCAUUGCCCUGCACACCCCUAUACAAACAACCCAAGACCUGCUGGCCCAGGAGCAGCCGAAAAAUCAAGAGUUGGAGCUGGCUGCCUCGUACCUCGGGUCUGAUCUGAUUUCUAGAGAUAAGCUCAUUUGCAAGUUGGUUGAAGAAAAUAAGAGUGUGCUCAUGUCUUUCAACAAGGAACAUGAAGAAAACACAUAUUUGAAAUCUGAAAUAAUAUCCCUUCAAGAUGUAUCAGGAAAAGCACAGGCUUUCAACAACCAGCUUUCCCGAAAGUGUUCAGAGCUGACCAGCAUGUUUCAGGCUGUUAAAAUGGAAAAUGCCAGGAUUAUUGCUGAGCACCGUGCUGUCACAGUCCACCACGUUCUGACAGCGCUCCUGAGCGAGCAGGAUGGUGCACUCCCUUUCUCAGCAGAAACUGGUGGAGCAGAAAACGUAACAGAAACAUUCCAGGAAGAGAUUUCACUGUUGGACAUAGCCCAUGCCAGCGUCACAGGCAAGCUCUACACUGUGCAGAAAGAUAAAGCGCAGCUCCAGGCACACCUAGACCAUUUAAUCCUUGAGCGCAGUCGGUGUCUCCAGAAGGCACAGGAUGCUGACAAGAGGAUGGUGGCACAAAAAGAACUUCUGGAAUUAACUAUUGCAAGACUGCAAGGUGUACUGGAAGCAUCAAUGCAAGAGAAAUCUCUGCUAGAGAAGAGUGAGAGUUCAGAGGGAGGAAGGGCGGAGCAGGUUAAUAUAACAGAAAAAGAAGUAGCUAAAGAAAAAUCCAGUUUGGAAAAGGAAUUAGCUAAAAGCAAAGAAAACAUUGACAUGUUGAACCAAAACCUGCAGACUCUAGGGGAAGAAAACAAGCACCUGGCAGAUACAGUGGCUUCUCUUCAACAUCACAGAGUCCCUUCUGACUACCAUGGGAAAGUGGAAAAAGCCUUGGAAAAAAAAAUUACUGAAAGUAAAAAUAAACUCGCCUAUGAAAAGGGGGAGCUCUAGAUAAAAGUUAAACAGCUAGAAGAACCACCACACUCUUUUACUGAAUCCAGGCUGCAGAAAGACCGUUUACACACACUGACUAAGGCUUUUGAGGUCAAGCAUGCUCAGGCAAACUCACAACUGAGUGCCAGCAAGGCCUAUCUGCAACAGACAGCAGCUCACCUGCAAGAAGCAUUGAUGGGAAACUUUCAGCGACCAUUAGCAGAGGCUAAAGAAGACAGCUGCAAAGUUACAGUCAUGCUGGAAAGUGUGCUGUCCUCUCACAGUAAGAUACAGGGAGCUCUGGAGAAAACCCAGGGAGAGCACGGCCGGAGGGAUUGGGAGAUUGCCAGCCUCAAGAAGGAAAGGUCUCUAAAUCAACAAAUAGUACAGAAGCUUGAAGCAGAAGUGGACCAGUGGCAGGCCAGGAUGCUGGUUGUGGAGGCCCAGCACAACAGCGAGAUGGAGCUGCUACAGAAGUCUCUAGAUAUAGCUAGAGAAGGCAACAGGAAAUUGGCCAUGAGCCUGGGUCAAGCGCUCCAGACAAAUGGCCAUCUGCAGUCUCAGCUAGAUCACAUCCAAGAAAAACUGGAAAGCAAAGAACUUGAGCGGCAGUGUCUGGAAGCCUUCAAAGAGCAGAUUACUGAGGAAUGCAAAGUAGAAGCAGGGUAACACGCGGAGUGCACUGAAGCUCUGAGAGAGCAGGUUGCCUCGGGAGAGAGAGAGAUGACCAAGAAAGCAGCACAGAGGGAAGUCUCUGAGGAUCCAGUGCCCUUUCUGAUCUUAUUGGAAAUAAGGCACAUUUACACUGAGAAAGCUCUUGACGAGGCCAACUUCAGAUCCGUGGAAGUGUCCCGGACAAACCAAGAGCUACGGCAGAAACUUUCAGAGCUGGAAAAAGUGGUGAACAGUAACAAGGAGAAACGAAAGAACCAAGAGACCCAAAUAAAGCUGCACCUGUCAGCAGAGGCAAGUAACGCAGAGCGUGUGGAGCCGAUGAAGCAAAUAAAAGCAGAAUUGAGACAAAUGGAAAUAAUUAAGGGUCAGUAUCAGAAAAAGAACUGUGAACAGUCACUAAGUAUUCAGAGAUUUGUAUCGGAGAUGAAGACACUGAAGAAAGAGAUGGAGCUGCUGGCUAAGAGCCAGUAUGAAACCUCAGCCCGAAAUAAACAGCAGGAGCGGAGACUAGGGGCCGAGCAGAAAAUGAGGCAGGAACUAGAACAUCGGUUCAAGAUAACUGCUCAUCCGGAAAAAGCUCACCGCUGGUUUAAAUGCAAGUUCGAUGGCCUACAACUUGAGCUGACAAAUCAAGACAUGAGGUGUGGUGUUGCAUCCAGCCAGUCUGUUCUGUGUCGAUGGGAAGCUAAGCAGAACCUUGGGCUUAUGCCUGAGGAGUACCAUUGUGACAGAGAGGGCGAACUGCUCUUAACAGAGAAGUCUCUCAUGACGAGAUUGGCCUCCCUGAUCCUGCUGGCCAGGAAAGAGGCUGGCCUGUUCCUACAGUACAAUGGACUUAGCACCUGCAGAGGACACCAUCAGUGCCGCCUGGGAGUGGGAAGCCGAGUCCCAUCGCACGCCAACCCUGUCAGCAACUUCAUCCUGGACUUCAGGCCUCCAGAACUGUGA
This is a messenger RNA of Acomys russatus (golden spiny mouse), 3198 nucleotides long. It is a transcript of the gene Ccdc150, whose product is annotated as coiled-coil domain containing 150. The record is from RefSeq and is a predicted model, not a curated record. NCBI's taxonomy places the organism in Eukaryota, Metazoa, Chordata, Mammalia, Rodentia, Muridae.